This is a messenger RNA of Peromyscus californicus insignis, 2521 nucleotides long. It is a transcript of the gene Vtcn1, whose product is annotated as V-set domain containing T cell activation inhibitor 1. The record is from RefSeq and is a predicted model, not a curated record. The transcript has 7 exons. NCBI's taxonomy places the organism in Eukaryota, Metazoa, Chordata, Mammalia, Rodentia, Cricetidae. Bases 1 to 903 code for a protein of 300 amino acids.
AUGGAAGGAUCCCUGGGCCUGCUGUGGGCGGUAGAGAACAGCUGGAAGAACUGGUGUGAACUACUGAAUGAGGCAGACACCUUAGGUGUUAUUAACAUCAUCAUUAUCCUGGCUGGAGCAAUUGUACUCAUCAUUGGCUUUGGUAUUUCAGGCAAACACUUCAUCACUGUCAGGACGUCCACUUCGGCUGGAAACAUUGGAGAGGAUGGGAUCCUGAGCUGCACUUUCGAACCUGACAUCAAGCUCAACGGCAUCGUCAUCCAGUGGCUGAAAGAAGGUACCGUGGGCUUGGUUCAUGAGUUCAAAGAAGGCAAAGAUGAUUUCUCACAGCAGCACGCAAUGUUCAGAGGCCGGACAGCAGUGUUCACUGACCAAGUGGUGGUUGGCAAUGCUUCCCUGAGACUCAAAAACGUGCAACUCACAGACGCUGGCACCUACACGUGUUACAUCCGCACCUCAAAAGGCAAGGGGAAUGCAGACCUCGAGUAUAAGACUGGAGCCUUCAGUGUGCCAGAGAUAAAUGUGGACUAUAAUGCCAGUUCAGAGAGUUUGCGCUGUGAGGCUCCUCGGUGGUUUCCCCAGCCCACAGUGGCCUGGGCAUCUCAAAUUGACCAAGGAGCCAACUUCUCAGAAGUCUCCAACACCAGCUUUGAGUUGAACUCUGAGAAUGUGACCAUGAAGGUUGUAUCUGUGCUCUACAAUGUCACAAUCAACAACACAUACUCCUGUAUGAUCGAGAACAGCAUUGCCAAAGCCACAGGGGACAUCAAAGUGACAGAUUCGGAGGUCAAAAGGCGGAGUCAGCUGCAGCUGCUGAACUCAGGGCCUUCCCCACGUGUUUCUUCUGUCUUUUUGGUCGUCUGGCCACUCCUAGCUCCCUCCACUUACCUGAUGCUAAGAUGAGGGGCCUUAGCCACACAGAAGCAUGCCAAGUUACUGGUACAGCAGAAUCCCAGGAAUCUACAGAAAUAUUUUCCACAACAUAUGACCUAGUUUUGUAUUUCUGGGAGGAAAUGAAUUCAUGUCUAGAAGUCUGGAGUGAACAGACAGGAACAAGAUGAAAAAAAGAAAACAAAAGCAACCCACAGAUGCCUCCGAUAGGAACAAGAUGGACCUAGACAAUAAUUCAACUGAACUAGAGUGUGGUAAAAGUGCUAUUACGAUGUGUAGGGUGGGUGUUUUCCCAUGUCUCAGGGACCUCCCCUUACCCACCAGCUCCCGGGGAGUGAGAGGAUGGGUUAUAAUGUUGCUCUGAAAGUUCCUGGAUGGUUUUGAUCGCCAUAUACUCGUUUUAUAUUCAGAACAUUAAAUAUAGUAUACACUGUGAGAAGCAGCUAAUCAACCACCACUUCACAACUCAGAGGUGGCAGCAUCUGAGUGGCAGACCCAGUGAUUCACUUCUCAUUAGGAUGCUUUCAAAAGUGCUUUGGCUUCUCCUCCUACCUGACAAAUGCCAAAGAUGUAGGGAGGGUGAUCAUAAUUUCAGGGCAAACAAAAUAGUUAAGUGAGGCUGAUUUUCCAAAUAAUCUGAAUAACUUCUCUCUCGAGCAAACAAAUGCAACUUAUUUCUCAGAUGAUUUGUGAAUGGCCCAGGACAGGCACUCUCCUCAUCCUGCUGUGUGGCCUUAUGUCAUCACAAGGUUUGAAGUUUCUACUUUCUAUCCUGCUUGGAUAGCUGUGACCUCAGCUUCCAUCCUCUGAGCACCAGGAGUGAAGUGGGGUGAUUUUCCCUCUUCUUAUCUUUCAUGUGACAUUUGGCAAAGUAGAGAGACUAAUUGCCACAACUAAAGGAAGAGAGAGAGCAGGGUUACUGGUGUCUAGAGGAAAGAGCUCAGAGAUUAUGUUCAACAUCCUGCAACAGACAGGACAUGUCCCACUGAGAAAGACUUUAUCCAACUCCAAAUGCCAACCACAUCAAGGUUAGGAAAUUCUGAACUGGAUAGAAAAGAUCCAGAAAAAGGUGAGUGCAAGCAAGCCCAUUUGCUUCUGACAGUGGGCGUCGACUUCUGUCUCUGGCUACUGUUCAGAGAGCCAGAUCUCUGCAUUGUGUGACAUCCUUCAGUGAACAGUUGGCAAGCCAUGUGGGAGAUUCUCCCCGGGAUUACCUUCAGCUCACUGUACUGCUGCGGUCCACUCCCUUCGUUCUGUGCUACACAGGAAGUUUGCUUUAAAUGCUGCCUGAUUUCCAUUUCAAGUUGCCUGGCUCUGGCUUUUUAGAUCUCAUGAUCGUGUCUGGACAAAACACAAGUUAAGGCAACAAAAGCGGAUCUUCCUUGAAAUGCACAGAGACUUCUGGGUUUUGGGAAUUCUGUUUGUUUUUAGGGUGCUAGAGAUCAAACCACUGAGCUACACCCCAGCCCACACAGAUACUUCUGAAAGAAAAUGGGGUUAAUGGCCUUUGAAAUGAAGACUCGAGGAAUGAAGCUUGGAUGGACAGAACACGUUCUGCCAACCCCCUCCCCACGCUCAUGUGUUGACCACUGCCUCCCUGGACUUUGAAUCACGAUGUCUGUAUUUUGUU